Aspergillus steynii IBT 23096 is the source of this 1372-nucleotide messenger RNA. RefSeq lists its product as uncharacterized. The transcript is spliced from 5 exons. The coding region runs from base 269 to 1372 and encodes 367 amino acids. The record is from RefSeq and is a predicted model, not a curated record. Lineage: Eukaryota; Fungi; Ascomycota; Eurotiomycetes; Eurotiales; Aspergillaceae.
AAAGAAUGAGUGAAAGCAGCUCCCCGGACUAUAAAGCGCUUUUCCUCAAGGCAGAGGAGGAAAGAAGACAAGCAGAGGAGGGAAGGAGACAGGCAGAAGAAAGAGAGAGGCAAGAGAGAGAGCAUAACUGACAGACCACUUUUGGAGAGUUCAUCCGACAUUAUUAUAAUCUUCUUUGGCGGCCGCUACAAGCUGAAGCUCCUUCUCGCUCAACAACAGGCAAGAUCCCUUCUUCUACCAGAAAAUACUGCCCCAUACAGUUCCGUCCAUGGACAGAUUGCGCUGCUAUACAACAAGAAAUUUACGCAUACCUGCUGCUCGCGAAGAAUUUGGGCUUGGUGAUGGUGUGUGGUUUGAUAACCAUGCUAAUUCGCUAGAGGUCGAACGAUCUGGAUCGGACACCCCACUGUCUAGGCCUGACCAAUUCUGCAUCCACCGUGUUGACAGUCAAUCAAAAGCCUUACUGACCACUGUUGAGUACAAACCCCCCCAUAAACUUUCAGUGCAGACUAUACACGAAGGAUUUCGACCGAUGGAGUUUUGGCAGGAAAUUGUUAAACCAGAUAUUAUACUAAAAGAUGGGCCUGAAAAGCAAAGAUAUAAUACUGCACAUCUAGCAGGGUCUGUGGCUGUUCAACAAUUCCAUGGGAUGAUACAAUAUAGAGUCGGAUGCUCUUCUAUCACAAACGGCCUCCUAGAUGCCUGGCGGAAUGCCGCCGAAAAAAAGCUACUGAAAUGGCACACAAGUUUCAAUAGCGAGCGUUCCCAGAUCCCAGCGGCUGAAUUACCACCGGUCACGAACGUGGGCUAUGCUAGUUCAGAAUACACUAGGAACCAGGGCGGGCAAUCUCGUCCAUAUUUUGCUCAGUAUUGCGGCCUGCUUGAUCCUAACUGCCUAAACACAGAGCUACAUAUACUCGGCGGAAGAAGUGACGACUGCUAUCUAAUUAGCGCAGAAGAUUUAGCGAAGAAGCUCAAGGCGCAGCUUAAUCGGGAUCUAGAUUAUAACUGUACUCUAACAGGUCCUUGUGGGUCUUAUGGUGCGCCAUUUAAAAUCAUAUGUGCUAUAUAUGGGUACAUUAUUGUCGGCAAAGGGACGACGUCACGACUUUGGAAUAAGGUGUUGCGUGAAGUGGACAUUUAUCGUGUCCUUCAGCGAGCCCAAGGAUCGGCUGUUCCAGUUUUUCUAGGAGCUAUUGAUCUAGCCCAGAUCUACUUUCUCCAUGGCGCGGGAGAAAUCUGUCAUAUACUUCUUAUGGGCUGGGGGGGUGAGAGCGUGGACCAGACAAACCUCGACAAGACCGCUCAGCAUAUAAUUUCUCAGUCGGUUAAGGAGAUUCGCUCUUUAGGCAUCCUCCACCGGGAUCUCUGA